Messenger RNA from Jatropha curcas, 2309 nucleotides. RefSeq names its product la-related protein 1C. Gene Ontology annotation, molecular function: RNA binding. Lineage: Eukaryota; Viridiplantae; Streptophyta; Magnoliopsida; Malpighiales; Euphorbiaceae. The record is from RefSeq and is a predicted model, not a curated record.
UAAGCAACCAAACCAACGAGUGUUAGAGAGAGAAACUUAAAUAAAAAAUAAAAAGAACAAACAAAAGAGAAGAAGAAGAAGAGAGGAGAGAAGCAGAGAGGCGCCAUUGCUGGAUCUCUCCACAGAGCAAUCGCAUCAUCGACUCUUAUUUUUUGGAAACUAUUAUAUCUUCUCACAUUAUCGAAAUCGAAAACAGAAAACCCUAAUUUGGUUUUGUUUGUGUUUGUUGCUUCUAUAAAUUCUCUCCUCAACAAAUUUUUUAUUAUUUUAUUCCGGUUUUGCCCUUCUUGCUUUUUUUCUCUCUGAUCAUCAUCGGCAUCCUUUGUCAGAUCGCGCAAGAAACCCUAGUUCUUUUUGUUCUCUUCAUGGCAAGCACAGUUAACGCUUCGAUAUCAUCGUCGACCCCCACCAUUAAUGAUCACUCCCCUCGUCAUUCCCUUUCAGAAAAUCAUAAUACAUCACGCCGUGGCGGUUCAAGGGUUGUCCCUUCCCCUUCCACGUCAUCUCCUUGGACUCAAAUCUUUCGUGGCGAAUCUGAUUCAAUCGCAGUUAUGCCUUCUUCUCCGUCGGCAAGGGAUUCCAUAAUGGCUGUGGCUUUAACCGAACAACCAGGGGUGAUGGUUAGUUCUUCUUCCCUAACAACUUCUUAUUUGCUUCCGGAAGGUGAGGGUCUAGAUGACUCUAACGGCAAUGCCGGUAAGAGGCCUGCCUGGAGCAAGCCGUCUAAUGGGGCUGUUGAGGUUGGGCCUGUCAUGGGUGCUGUGUCGUGGCCUGCUUUGUCUGAGUCAGCUAGGGCUUCAGGGAAACCCUCCCAAGAUUCACCUAAAGGUUUAGCUGAUGGAUCAUCGUCUGUCCCGGUUAUUCAGGGACCUGCUAGUCCAUCCUCAUCUUCACAGAAACAAGUUAGCAAUAAUGCAAAUCCUAAUUCAACUCCAAACCACACAGUGCCAGCGCGGCAAAGGUCAAUGAAGCGUAAUAGUGCUAACACGUCUUCUAAUGGUGGCACUUCCCAGCCACCAGGAUCACAGCCUCUGAUAGGAGAAGUUCAUUCAAAUAACCCCUCUCCUAGAGAUCAUUCACAAAGGAAUUCACAGUCCCGUAGUGCUAAUGAUCACCCACAGCAGCAGCGCAAUUCUUUCAGGCGCAAUGGUGGGCCACAUUCUCGUGGAGAUGGUUCUCACCAUCACAAUUAUGGGGGUAGGCGCGAUCAAGAUCGCUCAAAUCAGGAUUGGAGCAGUCAUAGAAAUUUCAAUGGUAGAGAUCCUCAUAUGCAGCAACAGAGAGUUGUGCCAAGGUUUAUGAGGCAUCCACCACCUCCACCGCCGCCACCUACUACAGCCCCUUUUAUUGGACCCCCACCAGUGCGGGGCUUUGGGAGUCCCAUUGGGUUCCAUGAAUUGGGAUCUCCUGUGUACUAUGUUGCUGGUCCACCUCCAGACCCUCUAAGAGGUGUCCCUUUUGUUGCGGCCCCAUUACCUCCUCAUGCAAUGUAUUUCCCUGCUCCAGACCUUCAGUUGCAUUCUAAGAUAGUGAAUCAGAUUGAUUAUUAUUUCAGUAAUGAAAAUUUAAUUAAAGAUACAUUCUUGCGGCAGAACAUGGAUGACCAGGGCUGGGUACCUAUUAAAUUAAUAGCGGGCUUCAACAAAGUUUCACACUUGACUGACAAUGUCCAGCUUAUAUUGGAUGCUAUAAGAAAUUCAACUGUUGUGGAAGUCCAGGGAGAUAAAGUAAGGAGGCGAAAUGAUUGGAUGAGAUGGAUUAUGCCCCCUUCUGUCCAGUUUCCAAAUGUCUCAGUUCCUGCUUCACCUGGGAGGUCCAGUCAUGACAUGCUGGCAGCUCAUGUCCAUAGUAUUUCAUUGGAGGAGACUGCCUCUAGCCACAGCAGUGGAAGGAGUCAAGCAGAUUUUCAUAAUGAGGCAUUUCUUGGUAGAUCAUUAUCCGAUGUGAAUAGCCAGUUGCAUAUAUCCAGUGCUGAAGGAUCUGGCUGGGUCAGUGUACAAGGAGGUUCGGGUGCAUCUACACUAGCAAGAACUUCGAGUAAGUAAAAUGUGUGCUAAUGCACAUUUUACUGGAACUUUUGGUGGAAAGUGGGGGGUGAGAGCUUUUUGAUUACACUGGUGGAUGUCUCACAUUUUCUUGAUGAUAUGGUCUUGCCUUGGCACGAUGAAACAUGUUUCUCGUGUGGGGCAAUUAGGAAGACAAUUAGAAGGAAAACAAAAGAAAACAACUUUUAAAGACAGAAAAAAACAAAAAAAAAAAAAACUAAAACGGAAAAGAUCAAAAAAAAAAAAAAAAAAAAAAAAAAAAAA